Molecule: messenger RNA, 2443 nt
Organism: Phycodurus eques (leafy seadragon)
Lineage: Eukaryota; Metazoa; Chordata; Actinopteri; Syngnathiformes; Syngnathidae
Gene: gtf2h1
Product: general transcription factor IIH, polypeptide 1
Exons: 15
Coding region: 170-1813 (547 amino acids)
Biological process (GO): nucleotide-excision repair; transcription by RNA polymerase I; transcription by RNA polymerase II
Cellular component (GO): transcription factor TFIIH holo complex; transcription factor TFIIH core complex
Source: RefSeq, a predicted model, not a curated record
GUCAGCCAGCUAUGUCGGCGCUGGUAAAUGUAUGUUCAUUAUUUGAGUAGUCUACAUUUUGUCCCAGAUGGCUCAUAUAUAUAGAUGCAGGGCUCACCAGAUAUUCAUUUUGAGAUAAUGUGAAGUAUCCGCAGCGUGGUCCAUCAGUUUUAAGUUCCACGACCGAGCCAUGGCCUCACUGUCAGAAGAGGUGCUUCUGGUGUUGAAAAAGGUUCGCCAGAAGAAACAGGAUGGCACUCUCUAUUUGAUGGCUGAGCGCGUAGCCUGGAGUGCAGAGGGCAAGGACCGCUUCACCGUCAGCCACCUUUAUGCGGACAUUCGCUGUCAGAAGAUCAGCCCCGAUGGAAAAGCCAAAAUUCAGCUCCAACUGGUUCUUCACUCCGGCGAGAGUACCACAUUCCACUUUUCAAAUGAAAGCACUGCACUCAAAGACCGAGAGGCUGCCAAAGAGCUGCUGCAACAGCUCCUGCCCAAGUUCAAGAAGAAAGCUAACAAAGAACUCGAGGAGAAAAACAGGAUGCUUCAAGAAGAUCCGGUGCUUUUUCAAUUAUAUAAAGAUUUAGUGGUCAGCCAAGUGAUCAGUGCUGAGGAAUUCUGGGCUAACCGAGGAGGACUAAACCAGACAGACCCAGCAGUGUGCAACAAUAAGCAGGAAGUUGGUAUAUCUGGCGCUUUUUUGGCAGACAUUCGGCCUCAAACAGACGGCUGUAACGGCUUGAGAUAUAAUCUGACAGCCGAUAUCAUUGAAUCUAUCUUCAGAACCUAUCCUGCAGUGAAACAAAAGUAUUGUGAAAGUGUGCCUCACAACCUGACGGAGAAGGAGUUCUGGACACGCUUCUUCCAGUCGCAGUAUUUUCACCGAGAUCGCAUCAAUACUGGCACACAGGACAUUUUCACAGAGUGUGCCAAGCUGGACGAAAAAGGGUUAAAGUCAAUGGUGGUGCAAGGAGUAAAGAACCCCCUGGUUGACCUGCAGUCAUUAGAAGAUAAAUCCUUGGAUGAGGGUUACGGUGUCUGCACCUCACUUCCCUCUACUUCCAAUUCAAACAAAACAGUUAAGGAGAGCAGCAACUACGCCAUUAUAAAGCGCUUCAACCAUCACAGUGCCAUGGUGCUGGCAGCAGGCUCACGCAAGGGGGAGAAUGACCAAGGUAGUGAGACGAGCAGCACUGACGGAAACUCGCGGGAUUCAGACCUCUUUCAGCCUCCCAUCAAGAAGGUGAAAUUACAAGAAGCCAUAGAGUAUGAAGAUUUGCAAAGGGAAAACGGACCAAAAGUGGUUGCAUUAAACCUCAAAAAGUCAGACAGGUAUGCUCAUGGUCCUGUGCCUCUUCAGUCCCUAAAGUACACAACGAGCCAAGAAAUCAUCAACUCCGUCAACCACAUCCGGCAUGAGAUGGCCAGUUACAAACCCAACCUAACUCGGGUUUUGACCAGCGCAGUAGCAUCUUCCGCCACUGCAGCACUUUCUCCCGGCGGGCUCCUCAUGCAGGCAGGAUCGCAGCAAGCCAUAAAUCAGAUGGUACCGUCUGACAUCCAAGGGGAACUGAAGCAUAUAUAUAUAGCUGCUGGGGAGUUGUUGAGACACUUCUGGUCCUGUUUUCCUGUAAACACACCAUUUUUGGAGGAGAAGUUGAUUAAAAUGAAGUCCAACCUCGAAAGAUUUCAGACAACCAAGCUUUGUCCUUUUCAAGAGAAGAUUCAGCGUCAGUACUUAAAUAAAAACCUCACAGCACACUUGGAGCAGAUGUUGCAGGCGGCGUACAGCAAGUUCCACGUCUGGCAAACGCGUCGCAUGAUGAGGAAAACCUGAGACCUGACGCUUUGUGGCAAAGGACAAUGAAGACAAAGUGGACAAGGGUGUCCUGUGGAGACCUUCGGCGCCUGCUGAGACGACAGAUCGCAGCCAGAUGGCUUCACGGGAGGCUCGUGAUGAAGAGAUCUAUGGAUCCUGUUGCAUCCGUUGACAUUUAAGAGAGGCAUAUGGCAUUUUAGUCACAAAAACUUGUUUCUUACUCUUUGUGUUGUUUUUACGGAUGAGAUUGGUUUCAGUAAUGGGACUUUUAUAAUGGUACAAUAUGACCAUGUUUCUCAUGGGAAUCAUGUAGGCCCUCAGGAUGACUGCCGACGUGUUUCAUCAGUGCAGAGAGCUCGGACAUACAGGACAGGGAGCCCCUCUGGGAGCAGGACAAUGAAUGAAAAGGUGUUCAAGAUUUAGGGAAUUUAGUAAUAUUCCAAUGACACCUCACACUGGAGUGUGUUGGUGUAUAUGAGGCACACUUCACACUGUCCGGUUCUGUCUGCACUGUACUGUAUAUACAAAAUGUUACUCUGAAUUUAAGAGGUAAAGCGUUUUUGUUGGAAGCUGCAGCCUGAUGAAAGUGCAUGCAUGCAGGUUUGGAUUCAUGCCUUAAUUUCAGGGAGAGAAAUAAACUUAAUCUUA